Messenger RNA from Nothobranchius furzeri (turquoise killifish), 4259 nucleotides. RefSeq names its product retinoblastoma-like 1 (p107) (gene rbl1). Gene Ontology annotation, molecular function: RNA polymerase II transcription regulatory region sequence-specific DNA binding. Gene Ontology annotation, cellular component: transcription regulator complex; nucleus; chromatin. The record is from RefSeq and is a predicted model, not a curated record. Gene Ontology annotation, biological process: regulation of transcription by RNA polymerase II; negative regulation of G1/S transition of mitotic cell cycle; cell differentiation. NCBI's taxonomy places the organism in Eukaryota, Metazoa, Chordata, Actinopteri, Cyprinodontiformes, Nothobranchiidae.
UGUAGGCGGAAGUGGGAUGCUCGUGGAGCCUGUUUGUUGGUGUUUGGGAGAGGGCAGCGUUUUGCUGGUUAACGUCUGGCUCUGGGGGUUGUUUAAAACUUGAUGCUGUAGCUGUACAUUGGAACGAAUGCGGGGUGACGAGUCGUCGGACUCCGAGUCGGGCAGGAUGGAGGAAAGUUCAGUCCGAAGGAGUUUGGAGACAUUGUGUCAGGAGCUGAACAUGGACGAACAGACCGCUACUGAAGCUAUGGACAACUUCACAGCCAUAUGGAACACAUACACUCUGGAGGGGGAUGUGGUCCACUGGCUGGCCUGCUCGCUGUACGCUGCCUGCAGGAAGGGGUCCAUUCCCACUGUGGGAAAAGGGCUGAUGGAGGGAAACUGUGUCUCGCUCACCAGGAUCCUUCGCUGCUCCAAACUCAGUCUGAUCCAGUUCUUCUCAAAGAUGAGGAAGUGGACCGACAUGUCCAACCUCUCGCAGGACUUCAGGCUGCGAAUGGACCGACUGGAGCGAAACUUUGAGGUUUCCACUGUGAUCUUUCGCAAGUUUGAGCCCAUCUUCAUGGACUUGUUUCAGAAUCCACAGGGAUGUGAUCCGCCACGUCAGCCGCGCAGCAGGAAGCACAGGCGACUGCCCUGCCACAUCAGUGAUGUGUUCAAGUUCUGCUGGACCCUGUUUGUCUACACUAAAGGUAACUUUCGUAUGAUCGGAGACGACCUGGUGAACUCGUACCACCUGCUGCUGUGCUGCCUGGACUUGGUGUUUGGUAACACUCUUCUGUGUGCAAACAGAAAGGAUCUCAUCAACCCCGUGUUCAGAGGUUUGCCCCCCUCUUUUCGUGCCGAGAGCCACGUUUCUCGAGGCGAGCCUCCUCCUUGUGUGUUGGAGAAGUUGUGUGAGCUGCAUGAUGGGCUGGUGGUGGAGGCCAAAGGCAUCAAGCAGCACUACUUCAAACCGUUCGUGCAGAAACUGUUCCAGAAACAGAUUUUGAAAGGAAACAAGGACCUUCUGACUGAAAUGUUAGAUCCUCAGAACUUCAUAGACAACAACAAGGCCCUGAACAGGGAGUACGAGGAGUAUGUGCUGACGGUGGGAGAUUUUGAUGAGCGUGUGUUCCUGGGAGCGGAUGCUGAUGAGGAAAUCGGAACGCCGAGGAAGAUUGUUCAGGAAUGCACUGCAAGCCAAACGGUUGCUCAGAACCAGCUGCAACAACACGUGGAGAAGUCCAGCUCUCUGGCCCCGUCCACCCCUCUGACCGGGCGGGUCUACCUGAAGGAGAAGGACCUGCUCGUAACUCCUGUCUCCUUGGCCACGCAGAGCGUCAGCCGGCUGCAGAGCAUGGUGGCCGGUUUAAGAACGUCCCCCAGUGAGAACCUGGUCCAGAUCUUCAAGUCCUGCUCCAGAGAUCCCACUGAGUCCUUACUGGCUCAGGUGAAAACUCUCGGACAAACCUUUAAAGAGCAUUAUACCAAAGAUUCUGAGGACACACCGGGCUCUCAUAUAGACUUUGCAGAAAACCGUUUGAAGCUGGCAAAAAUCCUGUACUACAAGGUUCUGGAGAACGUUCUGGUUCAGGAGACCAAACGGCUGCAGGGCAGAGACAUGAGCGUUUUGCUGGAACAGGACAUCUUCCACUGCUCCAUGAUGGCAUGUUGUUUGGAGGUGGUGCUGUUCUCCUACAGCUCCCAAAGGACGUUCCCCUGGAUCAUCAACAUCUUCAAACUGGCCCCAUUUUACUUUUUUAAGGUGAUUGAGGUGUUUAUUCGCUCAGAGGAGGGCCUAUCCAGAGACAUGGUCAAGCAUCUGAACUCCAUUGAGGAGCAGGUUCUGGAAAGCAGAGCGUGGGUGUCAGAUUCUGCUCUAUGGAGUGCCCUGGAGGCUGCUGGGAACAAAGUCCCCACCGUGGAGGAGGUGAACUUUUCCUCCUGUCUCGACUCGGGUUCUGGUUCCACCAAUGGUCAGUCUCACCUACCUCUGGUGGCUCACUCCCCCAUCAUCCACCCACGCAUCAGGGAGUUCAGAUCAGGCCUGGGGAGUGCACGUAAAGAAGUCCCUCCUUCUCCACUGUCAGUCCAUGACCGGUACAGCUCUCCUGCAGCCGGCAGUGCCAAGCGGCGACUUUUUGGCGAUGACGCUCCAGGACCUUCAGUCAGCCUGAACACCAGAAUGAGCCCUCUGCCUUCUCCGGCAAAAAGGCUGACCUUCGGGUCGAGCAGCACCCUGAAGAGCGGAGGUCAGGGAGCCCCGACCACCAUCCUGAGCAUCCCACUGCAAGGCGUGAGCAGCGACCGUACCAUUACACUGAUCCCAGUCCAGCCGUGUGACUCUUCUGGCGUCGUCACAGCUCAGUUUCUGCUGACCGCCUCUCCGAGCCGGAACUUCACUGCUGCCUCGACCUCUGACCCUCAGAUGGGGAACGGGCGGCCUCGAUGCACCGGGUCAAUCGCUCUGUUCUUCAGGAAGGUGUAUCACCUGGCCAGUGUACGCCUGAGGGAUUUGUGCCUGAAGUUGGAAAUCUCCUCAGAGCUGCGAGGAAAAAUCUGGACAUGUUUUGAGCACGCGCUGGUUCACUGCACUGAGCUGAUGAAGGAUCGACAUCUCGACCAGCUGCUGCUGUGCAGCAUUUAUAUAAUAUCCAAAAUCACCAAAGAGACUCACACCUUCCAGGACAUCAUGAAGUGUUACCGCAGCCAGCCCCAAGCCAGCAGCCAUGUUUACCGCAGCGUCUUGUUACGGCGGACUCCCAAAGCGCAGCCAGCUGACGAGAACAUGGAGGUGGAUGCUGUGUCGGGUGGAGAAUCUGCAGAGAAAACCAGUCAGGCUGGAGGUGACACCAACUCCAGCCAAUCACAAGAGGAGGAACGCGGUGACCUCAUUCAGUUUUAUAACACCACUUUCAUCCUGAAGAUGAAGAGCUUCGCUCUGAGAUACGCCACCAACGAUAAUCGGGCAGACGCUCCUCCUCUGUCUCCGUUCCCGUCGGUCCGAGCUCAGCCUCUGUCUCCUCGCCGAGUCAGUCAGAGACACUCGCUGUACGUGUCCCCUCACAAGAAUUCCUCUGGUUGUCUCACACCGAGCUCCUUCACCUACAGGAUCAACAGCAGCCCCUCCAAGGACCUGUCAGACAUUAACCGGAUGAUCCGACAGGGAUGUGUGAACAGGAAAAGGGCGUUCAACAUGGAAGGGGAUGUGAUGAUGUCACCAAUGUGCGACUCGCCCAGUAAGCGGGCGUGUCCGGAGAACGGCAGCAGUCCAGACGUUCUGCUGAAGCGUCUGCAGGACGUCGUGUCCGAGCGGCAGAGUCACUGAUGAAACCAACAAACUGAAAUACUCAGAGGGAAGCCGCGAGCCGAUCUAAUCCUGACACGACUUUCUGCUGCAACCUGCAGGUCCUUAGAGACCAGGUGGUGUGGUUUAGGUUUCUAUAUAACACAAAGCAGAUUUUAAUUUAACCAUGACUUCAAAGUUCUGACUGUUACCAGGAGCAUGAUCACAGAAACCACAAGUCAGAGCAGUCACCAGAACAUUUAAUCCAUCCUAAAAACUGAUAUAUGCUCAUUUUUACUCUUUUAUUGUUUUUUUAAUACAGUUUUAUGUUUUUUUAAUCUCCUCGCAGCCCAGAACAGUAAAACUCCACAUGCUUUUGAACCUUCCUGAUUUUUCUGCAGCAUUUCUGAUGUGUUUGUUAAAAACAAAGAACGGUGUCAAAGAGAAUAUUCACCUCUUGGUUUAUUAAAAGGAAUGAACGAUAUCAGGUUUAUUUGAAAGGUCCACAAACAUGUGAAGUGUUUUAUGGAGUUUUACUUUUGUUAUUUAGUUUGUUAAAUAGUUCAGUGUUAUUGUGUUUUAUAUGUUCUAAACGCGGUUUUAAACCAUAAAUGUUGUGGAAUGCUGUCAGAAAAUAUUCUUAAUGCUAACUAUAAAUUUACUGUGUGUGUGUGUGUGUGUGUGUGUGUGUGUGGUAUCUACACACAUUUUAUAACAAAUCAAAAAUUUUACAGCAUUUGUUCUGAUUAACAGAAUCACUGUUGAGGCUUUUCUGAUUCUUGUAAUAACAUCGCUGGUGAAAACGAACCAUUUGAACACUUGAUUAUCAGCUUUGGUACCUUGUAAAGUAGGUUAAAACACACUUUUGUGUAAACUGAAAUUGAAUCAAAAGCGUGUACUAAUGUCUGAAUCUUCUCAGAACUUGAACAUCAAGGUGUUUCUAUAAACUGUUCAGUUUUGUAAAAUAAAAUGUAAAUAUCAACUGUUCAAA